Tilletiopsis washingtonensis is the source of this 1784-nucleotide messenger RNA. Its product is annotated as putative 3-phosphoglycerate dehydrogenase. The coding region runs from base 50 to 1570 and encodes 506 amino acids. Lineage: Eukaryota; Fungi; Basidiomycota; Exobasidiomycetes; Entylomatales. Gene Ontology annotation, molecular function: NAD binding; oxidoreductase activity, acting on the CH-OH group of donors, NAD or NADP as acceptor. The record is from RefSeq and is a predicted model, not a curated record. The transcript is spliced from 4 exons.
GCGGCGGCACCAAGCAUCCUUCACCUCCACCACACCCCACCACACCACCAUGAACGGCUCCACCGCAAACGGCUCGGCCGCCGCGCACCAGCAGGCCUUCCACCGCGCCGUCGCGCCCUCGUCGCCGCCCGUCGUCGUCGCCGGCGCCGGCUCGUUCGCCGGCAUGAUGGCCGCGUCGCAGGGCGCGGCGCCCGCCGUGCCCUUCAGCGGCAGCGCCGGCUCGCCCACGGCCUCGUACGCCGGCGCCGGCUCGCAGCGCGCGCGCAGCAUCAGCAUCCCGGGCAAGCCGAGCAGCAUGCCGCGCCUCCUCACGCCCUUCGACCAGGGCGACAUCCGCAUCCUGCUCCUCGAAAACGUCAGCCAGGGCGCCGUCGACAUGCUGCGCCAGCAGGGCUACCAGGUCGACUUCCACGCAAAGGCCUGGAGCGAGGACGAGCUGUGCGACAAGAUCGGCCAGUACCACGCCAUCGGCAUCCGCAGCAAGACGAAGCUGACGGCCAAGGUGUUCCGCCGCGCCGAGAAGCUGCUGCUCGUCGGCUGCUUCUGCAUCGGCACCAACCAGGUCGACCUGACGGCCGCCGCCAAGGCCGGCGUCGCCGUGUUCAACUCGCCCUUUGCCAACUCGCGCUCCGUCGCCGAGCUCGUCAUCGGCGAGAUGAUCUGCCUGUCGCGCCAGCUGGCGGACCGCACCAACGAGAUGCGCGCCGGCGAGUGGAACAAGGUCAGCAAGGGCUGCUACGAGGUGCGCGGCAAGGUGCUCGGCAUCGUCGGCUACGGCCACAUUGGCUCGCAGCUCUCGGUGCUCGCCGAGAGCAUGGGCAUGAGCGUGCUCUACUACGACGUCGUGCCGCUCAUGCCGCUCGGCACGGCGCGGCAAGUGGAGAAGCUCGAGGACCUGCUGGCGGCGUCCGACUUUGUCUCGCUGCACGUGCCCGAGCUGCCCGAGACGAAGAACCUCAUCGCCGCGCCGCAGCUGGCGGCCAUGCGCAAGGGCGCGUACCUGCUGAACAACGCGCGCGGCACCGUCGUCGACCUGCCCGCGCUCACCGACGCGCUCGACGCCGGCCACCUGGGCGGCGCCGCCAUCGACGUCUUCCCGCGCGAGCCGGCGGCCAACGGCAAGGACACGUUCGUCGACGCCCUCAACGGCUUCGAGAGCCGGCUGCGCGCGUGCAAGAACGUCAUCCUCACGCCGCACAUUGGCGGCAGCACCGAGGAGGCGCAGACGAUGAUCGGCAUCGAGGUCGCCAACGCCAUCAUCCGCUACAUCAACUUUGGCGGCAGCACGGGCGCCGUCAACUUCCCCGAGGUCGACCUGCGCGUCAUCACGCAGGCCGACUCGGACGACGUCGUGCGCUUCUGCCACGUGCACCACAACGUCCCCGGCUCGCUGAAGGCCGUCAACGAAAUCCUCGGCAACCACAACGUCGUGAAGCAGAACUCGGACUCGCGCGGCGACGUUGCGUACCUGCUCGUCGACGUCGCCGGUGUCGACGAGGAGGCCAAGCGCGAGAUCUACGAGCGCAUCGGCCAGACCAAGGCCAACGUGCUCACGCGCAUGCUCUCUUGAUCAACGUGACCUCUUUGCCACAGAGCGCCUCAUCUGCGCUUUGUCGGCUUGACGCAAAACUCUCUGCCCGUACGCGCCCUCGCCGCUGCGGCCCGCACUGUGCCCUCUCCGCCCAUGCUGUAUAGUUCCUCCUCGCACUGCCGUCCCAUGUCCCUUCAGCCAUCUAGACUCAACUCUAUGACCCGUGCGUAGCAAUUAUUUUCGUCACCUGGAA